UAAUUCACAAUGAUUGAAGUUAAAGAAAAAGAAAGAAAAAGAAGGCGAAGAAAAAAAUCCUGUAUUUUAAGGAAUCUACAAGAAAUUUUUCAAGUCACGACAGCGAAAAAAAAGAAGUGAAAAUUUUCUUAUAAGAAAAAAAAAAAAUUGCAAUAAGAAAACUGCAAUUUAAACGAGUGAAAAAUUGUGAAAAGUUAGAGAUUACGUGGAAAGAAAAUCCUCGAAAAUAUAAAAUUUAUGAAAAAUUAUAGAGAAUUAAAGAAAAUUUGUAACAAUUGCUAGAUCUAAUAGUCCUUGGUUGUUAGCAAAAGGUAGGGGCGAGACACCAAUACCGGGCGCUAACAACGCCGCCUCCACCAACGCCAACACCGCCAGCCAUAAUACAGUCGUCGUCCCAAGGCAGUUUUUAAUGAAAAUGAAUAAUUUGGAUCACGUAAAAAAUUUCUAUCCGGACAAUUAUAAAUUGGAUUUAUCGGAAACAAUGAAAGCGGCCUUAUCUAAGGGUGGACCCGGCGCCAGUGGUUCGGGGGCUGGACCUUCCGGUGUGGGCGGCAUGUCCGCACCCUCUAGUGCCGGUCCGCAUGGUACGGGCGAUAUGGCCGGCACAAGUGCUGCUGGCAUUUCUGGUGCCGGUUAUGUGACUGAAAAACUCUAUAUGCUCUUGCAAUUAUAUUUACAAAAUAAGGGCUGGAAUCCCAGUGCAGAGUUGUUGCAGUGUUUCACCGAUUUAAAAGAUAAUGCCAUGUUGCCCAGUGCAGCUUAUUUGCAAGUCUUGGCCAAUCGCAUGACAUUGGAUACCCAGGGACGUUUGAUUCUGCGUGAAAAUGGCAAAAUCGUCUUGCCCUUUGAACACUUUGCCAAUGCUGUUAUGCUUAAGCAUAUGUCCGGCCCUCAUGGUCUGCAUUUAAGUGUUGAUGCCACAGUGAGAGCUGUCAUUGAAUCUUAUACUAUAGGCCGUGAAAAUUUUGGCAUGGAAAAGGAGUUUAUUAUAGAAGUGGUGCAAUCCUGUCCCAGUCCUGCUUGUCGUUACUAUAAAAAUCAUAUUGGCAUUUCACCUCUACCAUUUAUGGAUCAACAAUUUCCCAGCGUCAAUCCAACUGAUUUUCUGCAGCAUUUGCCUCACUUGCCUCCACCCCCACCUCCGCAUGUGGCUGGUGGUCAUGUGGCGGGUGGUUCAGCAGGCGGCAGUACUGUUAGUGGUCCCAGUUCGGCCGGUAGUAGCAGUUCGGCUACUAGUAGUUCUACUGGUGGUGGUGUGGGUGGAGAAGUUGAUUUGUCUUCUAAAUCUUCGCAUUCUUCCCAUCCCAAGGUACCACCUCAACUGCAGCAUUUGACUAAACAACAACAGAACAGCAUACAAUCGCAAUUAUCUCAAAUAAGCGCUGCGGCUGCUGCCGCCGCUGCAGCAGCUGCUGCAAAACAACAACACCAGCAACAGCAGCAACAACAACAGCAACAACAUCAUCAGCAGCAGCAACAGCAAGCGGCCGUAGCAGCAGCUGCUGCAGCCGCCGCCGCCCAACAACAGCAGCAACAACUCUCGGCCCUCAUACAACAGCAACAGAAUCGUGCUUUAGCCCAACAAAGCCUAGAAAAAUUUAGCACUCUUUCAGCUUUAGAGAAACAACGUGUACUCUCUCAACUGGAUCCCAAACAUUUUGAUCCCACCACUAUGGCCGUGGCUGCUGCUGCCGCUAAUUUGCAAAUGCAAGGUCUUAUGCAGUCGCAAGCUGCUGCUGUGGCGGCCGCUGCUGCAGCUGCUGGUCAAAAUUCGGCAGCUCAAUCGGCUGCAGCAGUUUCUGCUGCUGCUAUGGGUCUACCAAAUGCUUCUCCCAACCCGGGUGUACCCAUUGUACCGCCACCGCAUCACAACAUUCAUCAUCCGUUACCACCACCACCCCAAUCUCCUACCGCUCAUAGUGCUAGUGGUUCUAGUAGUGGUGGUGCUGCAGCCAUGGGACGUCAUGAUAGUUCUCCCUCCACAUCGGAACAUUCAGUGCAACAGAUAGUGCAGAAAAACGUUGAAACCUUGCGUGCCAGUUUGGAAUCUUUAGAAUCGAAUAAAGAUCUAUUGGCUUUGCAUAAUAUUGCUUGGUCCUCUACCGAUGUGAAUGGACGCGAGGGUUGGCCCUUAGGUCAGGAGAAAAUCAUACGUAUAUUUGCCGAACUUAUGCGUAAUAUGGCACGUAUGAAAACCUACAUACGACCAUCAAUGUGCAAACCUUAUGGGAAGCAAAGUGAAGCACUACAAAAAACUCUCUUAGACACUAUACAAAUUGUGCAAUCUUUGCGCAAUUCUCUGCCACCACCGCACAUACAAGUAUCAUCUUGGAAAAGUGAAAGUGAGGGUACAUCGAAUUUACAAGGCGGCGGUAAUGGUGCUGUAGGAGGUGUUGUGGGUAUGGGAAAUCCUCCACCAGGAUCUCCUAUGAUGGGUGUAGGUAAUGGUGCUACAUUAAUGGGUAAUAUGACUCCACAACGUAUGGAAAAUUUAAGCAAUUCAAUAUAAACAUAAAACAGGUAAGUUUGUUUGACAUAAGAUAUACAUAAAUGAGAAGACAUAAAUGUUUGAAAUCUUUGGAACAUAACAUACAAACAAACGAGUUUAAAAACAAAAUGAAUGUAAACACAUUCCACAAUAUAACAGUAAUAGUAUUUUUUUCUUCUUCUUUACAUUUUUGUAGUAGUGAUAAGAUUUAAAUUGAUAAUAUAUACUCCAAGAAAAGAGUAUUCUUAACUAAAUGUAGGACAUAUUUUAAAUUUUAAAAACAAAUUAUGAAUGUUUUAAACCCUUAACACACAAAUAUAAAACAUACAAUUUAAAAUGAUUAUAAGGACGACGAACAAAGGUUUUUAAAACCAUUUAAAGUAUUAAAUUAAUUAAAUAAUUAUUUAGUAUGAAAAAUAAACAAACAUUUUGUGCAAUUUCAACUUUAAAGUUGAAUAUAUACUUUUUUUUUUAAAAAAACUUAAGUAUUAUUAAUUAUUGAAUAAUAAGUCUAGAUAUUUUAGCAUUUAUUAUUUUCAAAACUGGCUUUUAUGAUUUUAAAACAGUGCCAUUAGUUUUAGUUUGAACAGAUUUGAAAUCUUUCUUUUUUUUAAUACUAAAUACUAGUGUUAAACAACAAGUGUUAUAUGGUUUAGACAAAAAGUCUAGAAAAGUAGAAAUUUAAAUUUAAAGACAUGCGCAUAAAGAAAUGCAAAAUAUUAAAAAAAAAAACUGAACAAGUUGUUAAGAGGGUAAAAUUUAAAGGUGUCUAAAUAUUAUUAAAAAAAUAUAUAUACAAAAAAAUUGAACAACUUAUUUAAAAAGGUUAGUGAACUUUUUGUUUAGACUUGCAUAACCGUUGUAUAACACUUAACUCAACAGACUGAUUUUAUUUAUUAUUAUUUUUUGUUUUACAAAAUAUUUCUUUAAAUAAAUUUUUUAUUACAAAAACAAAUGUAUAAGUUCCUGGGCUUAAAUGUUCAACUAAAUAUUACAAAAAAACGUCUUCUCAUAUUUGGCUUUAAAGCAAAAUUUACUUUUAAUU
This is a messenger RNA of Lucilia sericata (common green bottle fly), 3533 nucleotides long. RefSeq names its product mastermind-like domain-containing protein 1. The record is from RefSeq and is a predicted model, not a curated record. Lineage: Eukaryota; Metazoa; Arthropoda; Insecta; Diptera; Calliphoridae. Bases 410 to 2509 code for a protein of 699 amino acids. The transcript has 5 exons.